CCCGAGCGUUGACCUCGGGUUCCGGGUUCGCGGAACCAAGAUGGCGGCGGCCAGGUAUUGGAAGCUGGUGCCCCGCCGGGGCCUGUCCCUCCAGGCCGCUACCUCAGAGGCCGCCGCCCCGGCCACCCAGGGGAGCGAUGCAGAGGCCGUGGCGACGCCGGCCGCGCGGUACCCGCCGAUCGUGGCUUCCAUGACGGCCGACAGCAAGGCGGCGCGGCAGCGGCGGGUGCAGCGCUGGCAGGCGGCGGUGCACGCCGCCCCGUCCGUGGACGAGAAGAUACGGCUCCUCACCAAGAUGCAGUUCAAGAAGUACGUGGUGUAUCCGCAGACCUUCGCCCUGCACGCCGACCGCUGGUACCAGGGCUUCACCAAGACGGUGUUCCUUUCGGGCCUGCCGCCCGCGCCCGUGCGGGCGCCGCCCUCGCUCGACCUCGCGGCCCUGCGCGCCGCCGUCUGCGACUGCAUCCUGCAGGAGCAUGUCUACCUGCGGCGUGGCCGGCGCCGGCGCCUCUUCGAUCAGCGCCAGGCCCUCGCCUCGCCGGUCCUGGACCAACUGGUGGGGACUCUGGUGAACCUGCUCGCCCCACUCAACCCUGUCCUGACCACUGCGGCCCUCGAUUGUAAGCGCCCUGUUGACUUUUACUGGCAUCGUGGUGAAGAAAGGAUUCCUGCUGGUCAUCGAAAAGGUCAUAUUGAUGCUUUAAGAUACCAAAUAAAUGAUAAACCACACAACCAGAUAAGAAUAUCUAAGCAACUGCCUGAGUUUGUCCCAUUGGAUUACUCCAUUCCUGUGGAAAUCCCUGUUAUGAAAUGUAAACCAGACAAGCUUCCAUUGUUCAAACGGCAAUAUGAAAACUCCAUAUUUACUGGCUCAAAAACAGCAGACCCAUGCUGCUAUGGUCACACCCAGUUUCAUUUGUUACCUGACCGUUUACAUAGAGAAAAGCUGUUAAAACUAAACCAAGCUGAACAGGUGGAAGUUGUUUUUAGAGCUAAUGCCCUUGCAAGUCUUUUCGCUUGGACCGGAGCUCAAGCUAUGUACCAAGGAUUCUGGAGCGAAGCAGACGUUACUCGACCUUUUGUCUCCCAGGGCGUGAUCACAGACGGAAAAUAUUUUUCUUUUUUCUGCUACCAGUUGAAUACUUUGGCACUGACUGUACAAGCUGAUCAAAAUAACCCUCGUAAGAAUAUAUGUUGGGGGACACAGAGUAAGCCUCUUUAUGAGACAGUGGAAGAUAAUGAUGUGAAAGGCUUUGAUGAUGAUGUUCUCCUGCAGAUAGUUGACUUUCUUCUAAAUAAACCGCAAGAAGACAGGACUCAGCUGUUGGGAAGCCAGGAGAAAGCACUUGAUCUGGGACCUUGAGGA
This is a messenger RNA of Peromyscus eremicus (cactus mouse), 1366 nucleotides long. RefSeq names its product mitochondrial ribosomal protein S30 (gene Mrps30). Bases 41 to 1363 code for a protein of 440 amino acids. Gene Ontology annotation, cellular component: mitochondrial large ribosomal subunit; mitochondrion; ribosome. Gene Ontology annotation, biological process: translation. The transcript has 5 exons. Lineage: Eukaryota; Metazoa; Chordata; Mammalia; Rodentia; Cricetidae. Gene Ontology annotation, molecular function: structural constituent of ribosome. The record is from RefSeq and is a predicted model, not a curated record.